Messenger RNA from Daphnia pulex (common water flea), 1853 nucleotides. Its product is annotated as keratin, type I cytoskeletal 9-like. Lineage: Eukaryota; Metazoa; Arthropoda; Branchiopoda; Diplostraca; Daphniidae. The coding region runs from base 339 to 1742 and encodes 467 amino acids. The record is from RefSeq and is a predicted model, not a curated record. The transcript has 7 exons.
UGAACGGGACAAAAAAGAAGAUGAAAAGGCGUUGAAACGUCACGGCUUAGUUGUUCCGUUUUCUUUCCGGUCAUUAUAGUAAAUCAUCGGGUCGUACGUUCUCAAUUUGCCGAUUAAAAAUGAAGCAGCCGGUUUAUACGGAAUGGAUGAGUGACACAGCAUUCGUCCUGACCGCUACAAGCGCUGGACCGAAUCCAGUUCACGCCGUAUACUCUAGUUUCUUUAGAUUUGGGUGUACUUGACCCAAUCAGUUGUCUUUAGCUCUAGAAGGUUAAAAGCAUAUAAAUACGUCAGUGUCAGUGUUAACGCGGUCAGACCAGCCUCAUCUUCAGCACAAGAUGGUCAUCGAAAAACGGGACGGUUAUCGGCGGCGCCAAGGUUUGGUGCUUGGUUUUCUAGUUUUCUACUUUGUGGCUUUACAAUGUGAGAAUGCCAACGCUUUCAGAUUAUCCAGGAAUCCAUUGUUCAAUGGAAUGUUAAAUCGUAGAAACGCAAUUCCAGCCACGAAUAUCGCCAACUUGCACCACAACCAGUUGUUUAAAAAUAAUUUCAAUCAACACCAGUUCUAUACUCAGCAACAGCAGCAGCAAGAACCGGCAGUGGCAGCUUCUUCAACAUCAGUAGUCACAACAAAUAGCUUAAACACCAAUCACGUCGAUCCUUAUGUAAGCGGAUCCAACCCCGUUGACAAGGAAGUUGCCGAAAAUCCCGACUUGGACCAGAUUGCAGCUGACGCUCAAGUUGAACAAAAGUCAGCCAACUUGGUGGCCGCAGCAUCAUCCACAAGCUAUAGUUCCACUGUUGGUGGAGCAGGAGCUUAUGGGGCAGGUUCCGGAAGUAGUUCGCUUGGAAGCUAUGGAGGAAUAUCAGCUGGAUCGGGCUAUGGGGGAAUAUCAGCUGGAUCGGGCUAUGGGGGAAUAUCAGCUGGAUCGGGCUAUGGGGGUGGGUCGAUCGGAAGCUACGGAGAUACCGGAGGAGCUAGUUAUGGAUCAAGCGGAAGCUAUGGAGGAAGUUCCAUCGGAUCAGGUUCAAGUUAUGGUGGUUUUAGCGGUGGAAGCAGUUACGGAUCGGGAUUAGGUGGUAGCAGUUAUGGAAUUGGCGGCAGUACCGGUCUCAGCGGAAGCCAUUCAUCUUACGGAGGCGGAGGAGGGGGAUACGGAACGUCAGCUCCAUCCUAUUCAAUAACCUACCCAGCUCAACAAGGGGCGACAAAAGCGGAUACUAUUCAUCUGCUAAGUUCUCUUGCACCUUCGCUGCUUCUCAGUUCUUUGUUACUUCCCCUGGCUUUGGCUUUAUUAACUAACACCACCAGUUCACUUUAUGGAAGAAAGAGGCGUGACCUCAGUGACGACUACGAUGACGAUUUACAGUUUUCACUCAACGGAGACAUUUUAGAUGGCGACAUUACCUUACUAGACACCCAUUUCUUUCCAACAAUGGAUGCUAUGCUAGAGUCUUAUUCGCCGGACGAUACCGAAAGACUAGCCGAAUUUGUACGCCACCGAGGACUACUUAACAUUAACAAUCCUUGCUUAGAAAAACUGGCAUGUCUGGCUACCGCGACUAAAAGCAAAUUUAAACGAUACGACAGUCUGAAAAAGGCUAUAACACUGCUGGAAAAAUCCACUGAUCCAGACAUAAAGAAACGUUUGAAAAAAGGAUCUUCUGUUGGUGCAAAAAAAGAACGCAACUGCUUGACUAAAUUCAUUUGCAAGAGUAUGAAAUCAGCUGUGUCACCUUAAUCGGAGGUUCUGAUUCUCUUCGCAAAUAUUUAUUGAUCCCCGCUAAUUCAUUGAAUUUAAUUAAACUUAAUUUUGAACAUAAACACAAUACAAUUAUUGACUAUCAAUUUA